Molecule: messenger RNA, 19582 nt
Organism: Pocillopora meandrina
Lineage: Eukaryota; Metazoa; Cnidaria; Anthozoa; Scleractinia; Pocilloporidae
Source: the annotation of a GenBank genome assembly
GAGAUUGGCGACAGAAAAGGAGAAGCAGCUGACUACGGAAACCUAGGUACUGUGUUUCUUUCGCUCAGGCAAUACGACAAGGCUAAAGAGUAUCUUCAAAAAGCGCUUGUUAUCACAACUGAGAUUGGCGACAGAGGAGGAGUAGCAGCUGUCUACGGAAACCUAGGUAAUGUGUUUCAUUCGCUCGGGCAAUACGACAAGGCUAAAGAGUAUAUUCAAAAAGCGCUUGUUAUCAGAACUGAGAUUGGUGACAGAAAAGGAGUAGCUGCUGACUACGGAAACCUAGGUGCUGUGUUUGAUUCGCUCGGGCAAUACGACAAGGCUAAAGAGUGUAUUCAAAAAGCGCUUGUUAUCAGAACUGAGAUUGGCCACAGAGAAGGAGUAGCAGCAGACUACGGAAACCUAGGUAAUGUGUUUCAUUCGCUCGGGCAAUACGACAAGGCUAAAGAGUAUCUUCAAAAAGCGCUUGUCAUCAGAACUGAGAUUGGCGACAGAAAAGGAGUAGCAGCUGACUACGGAAACCUAGGUACUGUGUUUCAUUCGCUCGGGCAAUACGACAAGGCUAAAGAGUAUAUUCAAAAAGCGCUUGUUAUCAGAACUGAGAUUAGCGACAGAAAAGGAGUAGCUGCUGACUACGGAAACCUAGGUACUGUGUUUGAUUCGCUCGGGCAAUACGACAAGGCUAAAGAGUAUCUCCAAAAAGCGCUUGUCAUCAGAACUGAGAUUGGCGACAGAAAAGGAGUAGCAACUGACUACGGAAACCUAGGUACUGUGUUUCAUUCGCUCGGGCAAUACGACAAGGCUAAAGAGUAUCUCCAAAAAGCGCUUGUCAUCAGAACUGAGAUUGGCGACAGAAAAGGAGUAGCAGCUGACUACGGAAACCUAGGUACUGUGUUUCAUUCGCUCGGGCAAUACGACAAGGCUAAAGAGUAUAUUCAAAAAGCGCUUGUCAUCAGAACUGAGAUUGGUGACAGAAAAGGAGUAGCUGCUGACUACGGAAACCUAGGUGUUGUGUUUGAUUCGCUCGGGCAAUACGACAAGGCUAAAGAGUAUUAUCAAAAAGCGCUUGUCAUCAGAACUGAGAUUGGCGACAGAAAAGGAGUAGCAGCUGACUACGGAAACCUAGGUACUUUGUUUGAUUCGCUCGGGCAAUACGACAAGGCUAAAGAGUAUUUUCAAAAAGCGCUUGUCAUCAGAACUGAAAUUGGCCACAGAGAAGGAGAAGCAGCUGACUACGGAAACCUAGGUAAUGUGUUUCAUUCGCUCGGGCAAUACGACAAGGCUAAAGAGUAUUAUCAAAAAGCGCUUAAUAUCCAAACUGAAAUCGGUAAUAAGCGAGGGGAGGCAGCAGAUCUUGCAAAUCUUGGAAUUAUGUCCAGAACUGCUGGAGAUUAUGAAGCUUCGGAAGUAUGCUUGGCGAAAGCUUUAUCCAUAUCCAGAGAUAUUGAAGAUAGAAGGAGCGUGUUCCAAAUUCUUCAAGAAUACGCCAUUUUGUAUUUAUUUCAAAAUAAAGUCGAAGACUCCCUAUCGUGUCUUCAACUUUGCAUUGAAAAGUAUGAGGAGCUCAGAUCUUUCUUGGGCGCCAAUGAUCAGUUCAAAACAUCAUUUCUGGAGCACUCAGGAAUAUUUCCCUACAAGCUGCUUUGCACUCUGCUUUGUGUCACCGGAAAAACUCGUGAUGCUCUUUAUGUUGAGGAGUUGGGUCGAGCCAGAGGUCUAUCAGACUUGAUGGUAGAGAAGUACUCGGUUGAAACGCACAUCUCUGCUAAUCCACAAUCUUGGUUUGGCAUUGAAAACAUUUUUAGAAAGAAACACAACUGUACUUGUCUGUACAUUUCUUAUUGUCACAAUCGUCUGCAUUUGUGGAUCUUGAAAACAGGUGGAGUCCUUCACUAUAGAAGAAUAUCACCUGAAGAGAAUCUAGUUCAGGCCGGGUUGCCCAAAGACUUGCCUCUGAGUGAAUUUUUAGCUAAAAAUUUCCGGAGUCUUGGUAUUUUGCCCAUCGAAGAUUGUGAAGAUCGGUCUUUAAAUAUGGUUGAAUUGCAACCUCUCUCCCCCGAACAAAAGAGCUCAGCAAGGUUGCGACUCCUGGAGGAGGGCGAGGACGAGAAAGUCAUUUCAAGUCUAUCCUUGUGUUACAAAAUGUUUAUUGCCCCCGUUUAUGAUUUGCUUGAAGAGCCUGAAGUGAUUAUUGUUCCUGACCGCAGUUUGUACAAAGUUCCCUUUGCUGCCCUGAGUGAAGAAGAGGGAGCCGAAUACCUGUCAGAGACUCAUAGGAUCCGUGUCAUUCCUUCUUUGACGACACUCAAGAUCAUUCAAGAUAGUCCAGAGGACUAUCACAGCAACACUGGUGCUUUGAUAAUAGGCAAUCCCAAGGUUGAUGGGCUGUCGCCAUUGCCAGGUGCAAGAAGGGAAGCGGAGAUGGUCGGACGACUGGUGGGUGUUCCCCCCCUGGUUGAAGAGGAAGCAACGAAGCAGGCAGUAAUUGAGCGGAUAAGUUCAGUGAGCCUAAUACAUUUUGCUGCCCAUGGUAACGCCGAAAGGGGAGAAAUUGCCCUCUCCCCCAUUCCUUCUGUCAACAGUCGAAACGCUAUCCUACCAAAGGAGGCUUACAUGUUGACGAUGGCUGAUGUCUCACGAGUGAAAGUCAGAGCCAAACUGGUGGUACUUAGCUGCUGUCACAGUGGAAGUGGAGAGAUAAAAGCCGAGGGAGUUAUAGGAAUUGCCCGUGCGUUCUUAGGAUCCGGUGCUCGCUCGGUGUUGGUUGCGCUGUGGGCCAUUUCAGACUCAGCAACAGAGAAGCUGAUGAGUCGGUUCUACGAACACCUUGUUGAAGGAGAAAGUGCCAGUGAAUCCCUUCAUCAGGCCAUGAAGUGGAUGAGAAAAAACGGCUUGACCAAUGUGUCUGAGUGGGCUUCGUUUACGCUGAUUGGAGAUGAUGUUAAGCUCGAGUUCACAAACAGAGGUAAGACUCGGUGAGAACAGGUAUUUCAUAAAUUAAAGUUAAAUUAGAAUUGAAGCUGGCUAUGACUUACUGGUCGCUGACUGUCGGCGGGGAUCCUUUGUUACCUUGAACAUCAAGGCUAGUUUAAUAUAUACCUAUAUAUAUAACUAACUGCAGACAGUACUGUUUCGGCCUUCUGGGCCUCAUCAGUGCAGUGCUGAUGCUAGGAUGGGGGUAAGACCAUAUAGCCACCCCAAGUGAUCUCACAUAUGUGGUAUCAUCUAAGCCAUGCCAGAGUGCUCAAACUAGAAGAACUAGUGAGCAUGCAUAAUGCUAGCAGCAAUGACUCAUCCUAGUAGAGUGCUCAAUUUGGACAUAUAUUUUUUUUCGAAAAGUUACUAUAGACGCUCUAUGCCAAUCACAUACAAGUGUUACCCAUAUACAUUUUACAUAGUGUGCUUGGUAUAAUUGUAUUUGCUUUAUAUCCUAAAUAUUAAUCGAGUUAUUAAUAAGUUGUUGUUUUUCGCUUUUUCACAGGAAAACAGACCCUGACAAAGUAAAUAAUGAAAGUUACUUGAAGGAAACAGAGCUACAAGACUUUUAGAUGGAUAAAUUAAAUAGAAAUAAGUAGAGAAAAUACUCUAUCCGUUAUUUCAUUGACGUUGAAAAAAAAAGAGCUAUCCCAAAUUAGGGUACGGAAGGCUUUUAAAGAAAGCGAAAUCAGUAAAGUAGUUAGGUAUAAAACGAACCACUGAAAUCUGGUUUAAUUUUUUUACGGCUUUUGUAAGAUUUAAUUGACAAAACAUGUAAUUUCUGACGUUUGAGGGACAUGAGAACGAAUUAGUCAGAAAUUAAUAUUCUGACGGCAAGUUGAAGAGGUUCGCAUGGCAACACGACAGUUUCGGAUUAUUUAAGCGUUUCGAGGGAAAAUUAAGUCAUUCUACGUCGGUCAGUCUUAGGUUUGACCACUUUUUUUAAAAUUUUAUUUACUGUAAUUUUGUUUUACAACUCUCUGUAAAAUAUCACUGCUUUCAUUGAAUAUUCUGUGUGAUUAGUAGUGUGACUAGGUUUAUUUUAGUUACCCUUUCCUCGGGGUAUAGUGCUGCUGCAUUAGAUGAGGAAUACGUUUCUACAUAUUUUUUGGCCACUUCUAAAGAGUGGUUUUUUAGUGGUUUUUCGUAUCUGGCGUAGCACAGCCUAUUUUUGUAUAAAACUUCAGUUUCAGUGAAUACUUGCAGUACAUUGAAGAUUGUAGUAGGAUGUGUAGACUACAAGAUUGGGUGACUCUUCCUAAAUAAACUUUCACAUUGAAUAUCUCGCCUGAAAGUAGUCAGAAUCUUAAAUAUUUGAGGAAUGAUUUUGAUGAAGCAUCUCAAAAAGAAUCCUUGCCAACCACAGCUCUGUUUUUGUUAACAUACGGGCAAGUGCGGAGAAAUUCUCCUGGUAGGAGUCGUGCCGGCCCGUGAACACUAUUUACUUGGCUUAAAGAAAGGAUUCGCAAAAGGAGAAAAAAAAAACCAAAUCCGACGCGCUCCACAUUUAAUAAAAAACGUACAGAGCUUAAAAAUACGACAAAAGAAGGGAAAGAGGAGACCUGACGAAAUUCUGGGGAAAUACAUGUCUGGAGUUGUCUGCUCCAAUAGAGAAGGGUCACUUAAAAAACAAAGGAAAGAGGACACAGAAGAAAACAUUGCCUUUUGUAAUGCAAUAUCACCCGGCUUUAUCUAACCGCAAGAAAAUACUGAUGGGUAAAUGGCACCCCAUUCAAAAUUACAUUGGAAAAAAAACCAUCAAAAUGUAUCCUGGUCUGAACUAAUCUAUGAAGACAGAAGUAUAAAAUCGCUUGCAGAAGCGAGAAGUGUUAGGCAGGCUCAUCAAUACUUCAAGUUUUAACUGGUCACUUGCCUCUUGUGAUAUGCACCCUGCGCUUUGAUGUAGAAAAAUCUCUGCAAAUCGGCUAUUGGUUAGAUCUCUGAUGCUAGGACUAUCCUCCUGUCAUUCCACAGCUUGAAAUUUUUAGUCUGCUCCGUGGCUUUAGGCCCUCCAUGUGAAGGAACGCGAGAUACCAUUGAUGGUUUUAGUUACAAACAAAAUUUCUCAAGAAAAUUGCCAGAAACCGUUACACAACUACCCAGAAUAAAUCACUGAUAAUUUCAGAACCUCUCCACGACAAUUUAGAGCUCAAAAUAUAUUUGAGAGUCUGUCCAAGAGAGGACCGGGCCUAAAGCUUAAAGAAAUCAAGCCAUGCAUCGUAAGUCAGCAUAGCGUUGUUUACUGUUUUAAAUGUGAUUUGUGUGAUUCAAAUUACGUCGGAUAUACGACGCGCCAUUUGUUUCAACGCAUUGCUGAUCAUCGAUACUCUGCCAUUGGUCGUCACCUGAGAGAUGCCCAUGGGAACAUUGACUUACUCAAUGAGAGCCAGUUUAGAAUGCUUAAAAAAUGUGGCACGAAAUGGGAUUGUCUUGUUUAUGAAAUGUUGUACAUAAGAACAAUAAGGCCCAAUUUAAACACCCAGAGCGAUUCCAUUAGGGCCAAACUCUUUGUUUAACUUUUAAUUUAUUCACCGCUUCAUUAUAUAUAUACUCGAUUUUUAUUAUUUUAGUUCACUUGAUAAUGACGUUCUGGAAAUUAAUUCCUAAAACUGGGGUAAUUUGCUUUCGUUUUUGCUGAUUUAGAAUAGGUAACCAUUAACCGGAACUAUUCAAAAAGAUAAAAAAGUAGGGAUUUUAAAAUCUUAAUAUCUCUAACGGGCAAGAUUGUGUAUCGACAAACAUAUGAUCAUAGAGGUUACCUAUUAUAACACUAUGUUUGUAGGCAAAAAAAUUUUGGGGCCCUAUAAGAGAUGUGUGAUCACAGCUCUCUGAAGUACGUGACCGUUGACGUUAAUUUAUGCAAUUUUUGCCAUAAACUUGAUGUUUAUUCAGUCAAUUUCAUGGUGGCAUUUCAGAUUUUGUCUCCACCGAGUACCUAGCGCUGCGCGAUGCUUUGGACAAACGGUUUCAUCAGCGUCGUCCUGAUUGAAUAAUCCUCUGGCCAAAAUAAGUUCCUGUUCUGACCGAACACAUGUCUGAGGCACCUUCAGCUGUCGCAGGUGAGAUUUUACAUCUUUCUCACAGGAAAACAAAGUAAAAAACUCAUUUCCACCUGGAUACCUCGCUGAUAUAUCGCACUUUGCGUCGGAAUAUGAUACAAACGAACAUGACAAUUGGAACAUGACAAUUAAGCCUCUUUUCUUAAUAGCCUAAACAAGUUGAAUUUAAAAUACGUAAAUCGAAUUUCUCCGGUAAAAGAAUCAGUGCAGACUGAGACUAUAUAGGAGAGGACUACAUGCGUUCAUUAGUCUUUAUUUAUUUCUCGUUACAAAAAUGUUUACACAGGUUUUUGUUAUGUAUGUGCUACUAACUUAUGGAUGCAUGCACAUUUUACUGCUGAACAUUAACACCCUCUAAUUUAAUUUUUCAGUCAUCAAGUGCAUUCUUGUUGCUAGUCCCGGCUUUGUCAAGGUUAGUUGUAGGAAAGCACAAACUCUCUAAGUCCUCAAAGAGGCAGUGAAAGAGGAAAGUGGUACAUAUGAUCAUGAUUUUGCUUUUUCCUAUUAUCAUAAUUUUAACUUUUCAAAGUAAACUUAUGAUUAGAUAAAGAAUCUGACUCUGAUAGCAACUGUCUAAGAGGGAUUUUCUUUGUUAUAAAGGACUAUUAUCACAGCUUUAUUUCUGUCCUUUUUGCGUCUGUUUCUUGUGAUUAAUAAGAUUUUCAGAUGUAGUUGAAAAUUAAAAAAAAAAUAAAACUUUAAGCUAAUAUUAAAAAUGAAAUAAUAGCAGAAUUGUAAAUCCCUACAGUUCAGCAUACGGUGUGUAUGGAAAAUUUUCCCAUAACUUAUACCCUUCAGCUCCUCUUCAAGCACAGAAAAACACAUUGCGACUCGGAAAAGAAGAAAAAGGAAGGCGUAUCUCUUAAUGUUCUAACUGAUAGUGAGAACUAAAGUAAUUAAAAUACCCUCUUUUAAUUCUUUAUGUAUAUUUUUUAUUAUUAGUGUUGAGUAACCAAUGUGGUGAAGUAGGUGUUUUAAAUGAUAUUUGCAGGAUCAGUUUUGUGAUUAUAUGUUCCAACAAGCUGUAAAGAAUGAUUGGAAAGCAAUCAUUGAUAACAAAUCAAAAUUUCUCUUGGUAAGUUUAGAUUUAAAAAUGUUGUAGAUUUGUUAUAACUUAAUUAUAACUUAAUUGAACUUGGAUAGUCUACAGGACGAAGGCCACAUGUCUCCUUUUUUAGGCGGGAUCAGCCAUUCUUUGCGAUCUCACGUAACGCUCCCCCAAGUGUUGCAUGACAUUCAACAGAGCGGCUGUGAAGGGGACUCCAGGCGAACUAUACGCGAUAAAACUACUACAAAGAAGUUUUUAAGGGGUGGGGGAGGGAGGAGCAUGGGGCUUAUUAGUAGGGGGUGGGGGCUGAUGAAACACUUGAAGUUCAAGACAGGGGGGUAUAUUAUUAGAGAGGGGGGUUCAAUUCAAUAGAAAGGGUGGCUUAGUAUAGAGGGGGCUUGAGAUAGAGGGCGCGGCUCACCAGAGCGUGUACGACUUUUUUUCCUUUUCAGGCUCACUCAUCAUCGGGUCACAAACAUUCGCUCAGAGGUGAGGAUAUAAAGAACUUUCCACGGAUCUCGAAAUUGAUUUUAAUGAAAUCACAUCUAACGCAUUGCAGUCGAGAGGAAACGGUUUAACCCAUGUGUUUGUUUGUUUUGCAUGAUGUACAGAAGUUCUGACGGAUCCUACUGUCAAUCCUACGAAAUUGUUUAGAUUUAUAUCUUAAAAGGAAAAGUGUUGGUUGGUUGUUGUGAUAAACUUUGGUUUUGGUUUAACGACACUCCAUCCAAAAAGAAUUCUAAAUCACAGGUCUCGUCAACAGUUGCAGUGACGAGAAAUGUCUCGACUUAGUCGGUUAUCCUCCGUUGAUUUUUUUUUCUCACUUUAAUUGUAAUAGGCAUCAAGCGAAGUAAAAGCUUUGGAUAAUUUCUUCACAAUGUUGCAAACAGAACCCAACAGAGUUUAUUAUGGGUAGUUCGGUAUCAUGCAGAAAGAACAAUACUAAAUUAAGCGUCCAAAGCGAUGCGGUUUGCAUUAGUUUGUCUUCAACGCUCUUCGUGAUUGGUCCGGAAAACUCGCGCCACUCAUUCAACCAAUCAAAUUUAAGAGUAAAAUCAAUCGCGCUUGAGUCACCCGCGUUUUCCCGCGCUUGAAGACGGUUACAUGUUUUGGCGCUAAAUCUUUCCUUUGCUCAAGUUGGCCGCUGUGAUUACUUUGGUUUUGGUUUCAUGACACUCAAGCGAGGAGCGUUUAUUAGUACACUUGAAACUCGUUGAACCUACAUCAGCAUCUUCUAAGGAAGUGCUUCCGAUGAAUGACUGUCGAAUUUUUUUUUAUUUUUCAGUAAUAUUUACUCACCCCGGGGAGAAUAUGGGAGACUUAAUGAGAGAGACGAAGUGGGGGAGGGGGGGAGGGGUUAGUAUUCUUAGCAGCUUCAUGCCACACAAACUGAGAUAAGCACUAGAAAUGUGGGUUACUCGUCUCGAGGGCUGGGUUAACCAUAAAAAACCAUGUUUUGGUAAAAUUGUUCAAAUUGUUAUCAGAGCAUCUUUAAUUUCUUUAUUUAGCGUUACACAUGUGGAGAAGGCCAAUGAAGCUUUGGCAAUCAAAACUCUUCUUGUCACAAAUGAACUUUUCAGGUCAGAAAUGAAAAAUAACGAUAUUCUUGUACAGUUCGAAAAAUGUAAUAUCUCAAUUCAGCUUAUUUUCAUCUUGAAAGAACAUGUUUUUCCGUUCUGCUUUGUAGUUGAAAAUCGACCGCGUAUCCAAAUGAGAACUCUAGAAUUGAUUCACAUUUUAACUAGCCCCUCAAAGUAAAAAUAAUGUAUUAGCUUAAAAAGUGGUUAGUAUUAGAAAAUUGCAAAAGGAAUUUCCCAGAGUGUGGUGAUUCUUUCAAUAUGUUGCUAGGAAAAGAGGCAGUUUAGGCGCAUCAGUUCUUUUAACCUGCGAUUUACACUCCGUACGAAGUAUUAACUUUCUGGCCUUUUGUCUUGUGAAUCUUAAAGUGCACAGACAUACCAAAUCAAUAAACGUCAGUGUGUAGAUUUUGGGGAGAGUUUGGUGGGUUUUUUUUUUUUUUUAAUUUUUGCAAUGGCGAUUCACUGCUCAAAUCAUAAAAGGUUUGGUAAAAACCUCAAGACAACAAUGUUUAUGGUGAAAUAUUACAACUGUACUAUUUCUCUCUCUUUUUUUUCCUCGAAUGUCUUUUUAGGUCGACAGAUUUGCCAACUCGUAAAAGAUAUGUCAAGCUUGUUGAGAGUGUUAAAGAAAAUGGCGGCGAAGUUAGGUUUGUUACGAGCUUCUAGUUACUAACGCGGUGGUUUCAAAGUUUAGCAGUAAGACCUGAAAGGGUUUCAAUUUGCUUUUAUUCAAUGCAGGGUUUUUUCAAGUCUACAUGUUUCUGGAGAACGUACGUAUGCACUUUUUUUGUACGUUGUCGUAAUUAACUAAUAAUAUCUUUCAAUAUUCGACACAACUUAAGCCUGCCAAUCCCUCUCUCCCCCUCACCUGCCCCCUUUUAUAAUAAAAUAUCAGUUGAGUUGUAAAGUGCGAUCCUGUCGCUGUAAGAAUGUCGGUGUCAGACAAGUAACAAGACAACCCCAACGGCUUUGAAUGCGGGGGGGGUAGGGGGUUCAAGACCUCACACUCUCCAUCCAGUUCCGCCACUGUUAUUACCUGAGGUCCGAUACCUCAUGGGGAACAUAGGUUUUUCCCUUUGCCUCACGCUUGUGACAAUACGAAUAACGCCUUUCUUUAAAUAUAACCUUCUUGCAAUUUCUAAACAUGAUGUAAAAUUUCGUACAAUUUUAUAUUUGGGUCAUGCAGAGCUCGGCCAGUUGUCCGGUUUUGCGGCAAUCUUGCGCUUCCCUAUGCCGGACAUAGCUGAUGGUGAAGGCUCCGCUGAUUCUAAAGAGGGAUUAGUGAAUUAACUGUGUACAUAUAUUUCUCAAAACUGGAUGUAGAACGCUUUUCGAUUGAGUGUCGUAAGGUCAAAAGCUAAGUCAUCACGGCGACCAAUCAGAAGAAAGGUAGAUAUCGCAAGAAGCCAAUGAGAACUCAAAGGUGCUUCAAGCGCGGGAAACGUCAGUGACCGAGAUGCAAUUGAUUUUACAUUUGUAUCUGAUUGGCUGAGAGGACUGCGUGCGUUGUGUAGACAAAACACGUUGCGAAGUAAAGAAAACCAAUCUCAUCCAUGUUUACUUUCGACACUUGAUAGCAACUCGUUCUGAAACACCCAAAUAUUUAACAGGAUAUAGCUAAACGGUUAUGUCACAUCAUGAAAGUAAACAUCAUGACCCGCUCCCAGUUGGCUUGUUAGCUCAGUUGGUAGAGCGCUGCACCGGUAUCGCAGAGGUCAUGGGUUCAAAUCCCGUACAGGCCUGAAUUUUUUUCAGGCCUUAUUUCCACUACUGCCUAAGUAGUGCACAUUACUGCGAGGAUCACUUUCAUUUAUGUUCAGGAUAUAGCUAACAAUAUAAUAAUCAAGAACUCAGAGAGAACAUUUUUUUAAAUCGUGAUCUUAGAUUACCAAAUUCCCGUUUAUGUUAAACGGGCUUUUAUCCCACUUGAUCAACGUUCGUGAUAUCGUUACAAAAGGUUGUGGUCGUGCAUCAUGACAAAGUACACUUCUAGUGUGGUGCAUUAUCACUUUUCUCUCGAUGUAGUCCAUGCCGAUGUAGAUCGCCUCGUCAACCUCAUUCCCAGGUUGAGAGAGGAUCAUGAAUUGAGGUUGAUUGUGCAUUGUGUAGUGUAAACAUUAUGAUACUACAUAUUUAUUAAUGAUAAUGAGAUUAUUAAUGGAUGAUAAAGAAGCCACAAAGAUGGUUAUUUCCCAGGCUGUGAGACAGUCUCUUGGGCAAACAGAUUUUCAAAAACAUUUCAAUAAAAAGAAAACUUAUUGAAGCGAGGUUCGACCUUCCUCGAGAGCGAUUUUUGAGACGACAUAGAAACAUCGAGCCCAGCAGAUUUUGGUAUUUGAAUUGAAAACAUUCAUUGAAUAAAAAUUGUUUUUAAGCGUCAAUAAAACAACAAACACAUUGAAAAAAAAUUGGUUUGUUGCCUUUUGCCAAAGAAUAUCUCUAUAGCAAUUAGUUAAAAUUAAAAAUUAGAAUUAAAUACAUUUAUAUAGCGCCAUCUUCCAUUAAUUGUUCAUGGCGCUUUACGAUGCUCUAAAAACCGUAAAAAUUAAAAUCCUAAGAAUUAAAUACACUAUAACUACAAGUAAAAACUACAAAUCAAAUGCACGCUUAAAAAGAUAAGUCUUGAGAUUAGCCUUAUUAAGAUUAAAAUACCAGCCAAUCAAAGGACUCUAGUCAAGCGUGCUAACUGAAAUAGUGAUUGACUUUUUCAAAGAAAACCUGAUUGAAAUACCAGCCAAUCAGCGUUAUGAGAUAUAUUGCAGCCAGCUGAGGCCUUUUUCCAAGAAAUUGCGGUUGAAAUACUGGCCAAUCACUGGUUUUCAUUUAACAAAAAGCGUACACUGAAGCCCAUAACGUGGUUGUCUUUCCGAGAAAGUAAAUGUUGACAGACGCUGUUGUGAAUAUAACAAACUCUUCUGACUUGCAAAGAUAGUUACCGAACUCAAAAAACUGGCUUCCUUCGUGGAUGAACCGCGUACCAUAAUAAUAAUAAUAUUUAUUGAGGAAACUUUUUCACAAAAAGUGGUUUUCGAAAAGGAACUCGAAAAUUAAGACUAAAAUAUAUACAUAAAAUUAAAAGAAAAAAAAGGAAUUGUAAUUAAGAAUUACAUUAAGAAGUUAAAAACAUGUCGCUUGAAUGUAUUAAUAUUAAUAUUAAUAUUAGCAGAUUCUCUUAUUACCUGGCUAAGUAAAUUAAAGUCAUUUACAGCAUGAUAUGCAGUUCUUUGUUUCCUCCAGUUCCUCUUAACGCUGGGGAGUCUAAGAAAUAAGUUAUUUUGACAUGUUCAAUUCCAUCAUUGGUUAUAAAAGUGUGACGUACGAAACCAAAAUUCAUUCGCUUGAGUUGGAACCUUCAGCCGUAAAAGCCAUCACCCCAUUGAGACCCUCCUUCUACUACAGUGAACCCAUAAUUCUCAAAUGCGACUUGUUUGGCUUUGACCGUGUAGCCUUGGAACACGAAGUUUCCCCGAGUUUGGAGAAAUCAGGUAAUGUUGACAUCAAUACUAAAUUAAACGGGAAGCAAGCCUGUCAAGCUUGCAAUUGUUUGUUAUUUUUCGAAGACAGGGAAGAACCCAAGCUAUAUAAAACUUUUAUCAUUCAAAUAAUCGCUCAGUGUUAGUGCCCUCUAGUUGCAAGUUUCUUACAACUGUUAGAGGAAAAGAGGAAACAAAAAGGUUAAAGCAGCGCGAAAUUCCGUUAGGAGUUUUCAAGAGAGUGCCUUCCGGAUGCGCGGAUCCUACAACUUAACUGUGGUCCGGUCCAUUUUCUCCAGCUCUCUCCUCUUCCCAAAAGAAAUAUGUUAAACUAUUAACUAUAACUAUUGCUUAUCACUGAAAGUCAAGCUAAGUCCUCUCUCUGAUGUCAUUUGCUUGUUGCCAUAUUUCAUUCACUGUAUUACCUUCAAAGGUAAGACAAGUGAUGUAGUUAUUUUCGAGCAAAUUACCGAUCCAUUCCGUCCGUUUUUUUACGUAUUACAAAAAUUACUAUUUUUGUCUUCGAUCAUGCAAAUCACACUCGCAAGAAAAUGAAAAGCUCAUGAGUACAACGGGUCAGUUUUCUUGCACAGAUAGCUUACCGUUUAAAGGCAGAAGCUUUAUUUGUACUCUCGAUCUUAUCGAUCUCGUGAUGCAAAUCCAACCGUUCCAAAAAGGAUGAACACUUAAGCCUGACGUUUCCCGUUAAACAAGGUAAAAUGUUUCAUUUGUCAUCCUUAGUUAUUAAAGUGUGACGUGCCAAACCGAAAUACAGUCAUUUAGCUUUUUUAGCAUUUUUGGCUUCGAUCAUGCAAAUCACACUCGCUAGAAAGUGAAAAGUUCACGAAGACCAGGAGUCGAUUGUCACGCACAGAUAGUUAACCGUUAAAAGAAAGAAACUUAGGUUGUGCUGUGAUCGAUCUUGUGAUGAAAAUCAAACAUUUCAAAGAGGUCAACACUAAAGCCUGACGCUCCCUAUUAAAAAAAAGAAUAAAAAAGAAUAACACUUUUCAUUUUUCAUGUUCAAUUACAUUAGUAGUGAUCAUAGUGGGACGUACAAAACCAAAAUACAGUGUACUUAUUGAUUCAGUGGUAGGGUCGGACAGGAACUAAUAUUUGGCUCGCGUCAAGCGUGUCAUGGUCGAGAUACCCUUCACUUAAAUCUUUGGAUACUAGCGGCGGGUUCUACGGUACAUAUUUUCCUACAGGCCGUGAUCUGUUUCUUGGUCUGUUAAAGCGCCAGAGUCUCGCAUGAGAAGAUAAGUCAUGACGCUGCGCGCUCAAGAAGAGAGAUGUUAUAAUUUUCUCAGAGAAACUGAAACUUACUUAUAUUCACCGUAAUUGCAUGCAUAGUAUAAACGUGCUUUUCCGCUGAACGGAUGCUUUAUAUCUCUGCUGUAAAAUUGCUUUCUUCAAACCUUUAUGUUUUAUACAAUAGAUUUCAACUUCAUUAGUUACGAUUGUAAAGCAAACUGAUGGUUUCCACAAUCAAGUGAUCAUAACCUAAAAUCAAUCAAUAUGUUUUCAGCCAAAUACUUCAGAUAGGUAAGCUCAUUACUUGAUGAUAAACUGCUAGCACAACAUUUUCAAAUGUUCCCAGAACGUUGUAGUAGAAGGUUUACCAAUCCUUUCUUGUUUGUUGUUGUUUUUUUAAGAAACCCGCCACCUUUAAAAACCCUCUAAUUGAUGGCGCAAGCCCGCGACGCAUGACCAUUAGUCAAGAGCGCGUUUUUUUGUUUUUGUUUUUUUUCACUUGAUAAGAUGAACAAACGAAACAGCUAGAUCAAAAGUCACUUGGAUAACAGUUGACUUUCUCAGUGUGACAGUCACACAGUCCGUUUUCGAAAAACUGUACAGGUCAAACUUAUUUGACAAGUUUUACCGAAUGUGAUCCGUUAAUGUGCUCCAGUUGUACUUAUCCACGCCUCUUCUUCACUUCUUUUUGCGUUAAGUCGAUAUUUUGAAUUCUAACACUUUCAGCUCGUUUAAAGAAGUUUCCAGGUGUAAUCGACUCAGCCCGUUUUUGUAAUUCCCGUAUGGGUUCCUGUUUGUAGUGACUCAUUAUGAAUCCAGAUUAGCGAAUCAUUUGGUUAACUUGUGUUACUAAAAGUAAUGUUUCCCUAAUAACAGGAGAGGAUGGCAAUGGAAACCAAACGACAGACGGAAGCCAUGAUACCUUUCAUGUACAUCGCAAAAAUAGUUGCCCUGUUCCUAUUCAACUCAGGUCGCAUUCAGAAAGCCAUUGAGAUAUGGAACGAAUGUUUGAUUUUGUUAAAUAAAACCGAUCAAAACAGCAAAGGCCAAUUUACCUCACCACUGAUACUAAUUUACAAGGCCACUUAUAUUGCUCUUUUCAGCGCUUAUCGUAGUAUCUCUGACUACAUCAGUGCGGAAAGAUACGGCAUGAAACUGCUUGUCUUACUCAGCGAGACUGGUGACUUAGAAACAGAAGGAGAUAUAAGCAUGGCUCUAGCAGAGGUAAUUGAGAUUCAAAACAGGUUUACAGAUGCCAAAAAGCUUUAUGAAAAAGCAGUUAAAAUAAAGAGUCAAACUGGUGAAAAAGAUGGAGAAGCAAGCGCCUGCACAAGAUUCGGAAAUAUGUUUCAUAAACUUGGCGAAAACCGAAAAGCGAAGGAGUAUGUUCAGAGGGCCCUUGCCAUAAGAACCGAAAUUGGCGACAAAAGAGGAGAAGCAUCCUGUUACGGAAAACUAGGAGCGUUCCUUCAUUCGCUCGGGGAAUGCGACAAGGCUAAAGAGUAUCUCCAAAAAGCGCUUGUCAUCAAAACUGAGAUUGGCGACAGAGAAGGACGAGCAGCCGACUACGGAAUCCUAGGUACUGUGUUUCAUUCGCUCGGGCAAUACGAAAAAGCUAGAGAGUAUCAUGAAAAAGCGCUCGUCAUCAAAACUGAGAUUGGCGACAGAAAAGGAGAGGCAUCAUGCUACGGAAACCUAGGUACUGUGUUUAAUUCUCUCGGGCAAUACGACAAGGCUAAAGACUAUCUCCAAAAAGCGCUUGUCAUCAAAACUGAGAUUGGCGACAGAGAAGGACAAGCAGCCGACUACGGAAUCCUAGGUAUUGUGUUUCAUUCGCUCGGGCAAUACGACAAGGCCAAAAAGUAUCAUCAAAAAGCGCUCGUCAUCAAAACUGAGAUUGGCGACAGAAAAGGAGAGGCAUCUUGCUACGGAAACCUAGGUACUGUGUUUCAUUCGCUCGGGCAAUACAACAAGGCUAAAGAGUAUCUCCAAAGGGCGCUUGUCAUCAAAACUGAGACUGGCGACAGAAAAGGAGAGGCAUCAUGCUACGGAAUCCUAGGUACUGUGUUUCAUUCGCUCGGGCAAUAUGAGAAGGCUAAAGAGUAUCAUCAAAAAGCGCUGGUCAUCAAAACUGAGAUUGGCGACAGAAAAGGAGAGGCAUCAUGCUACGGAAACCUAGGUGCUGUGUUUCAUUCGCUCGGGCAAUACGACAAGGCUAAAGGGUAUCUCCAAAAAGCGCUUGUCAUCAAAACUGAGAUUGGCGACAGAAAAGGACAAGCAUCCGACUACGGAAUCCUAGGUCUUGUGUUUCAUUCUCUUGGGCAAUACGACAAGGCUAAAGAGUAUCAUCAAAAAGCGCUCGUCAUCAAAACUGAGAUUGGCGACAGAAAAGGAGAGGCAUCAUGCUACGGAAACCUAGGUGCUGUGUUCCAUUCGCUCGGGCAAUACGACAAGGCUAAAGAGUAUCUCCAAAAAGCGCUUGUCAUCAAAACUGAGAUUGGCGACAGAAAAGGACAAGCAUCCGACUACGGAAUCCUAGGUCUUGUGUUUCAUUCUCUUGGGCAAUACGACAAGGCUAAAGAGUAUCAUCAAAAAGCGCUCGUCAUCAAAACUGAGAUUGGCGACAGAAAAGGAGAGGCAUCAUGCUACGGAAACCUAGGUGCUGUGUUCCAUUCGCUCGGGCAAUACGACAAGGCUAAAGAGUAUCUCCAAAAAGCGCUUGUCAUCAAAACUGAGAUUGGCGACAGAAAAGGACAAGCAGCCGACUACGGAAUCCUAGGUCUUGUGUUUCAUUCGCUUGGGCAAUACGACAAGGCUAAAGAGUAUCAUCAAAAAGCGCUCGUCAUCAAAACUGAGCUUGGCGACAGAAAAGGAGAGGCAUCAUGCUACGGAAACCUAGGUGCUGUGUUUCAUUCGCUCGGGCAAUACGACAAGGCUAAAGAGUAUCUGCAAAAGGCGCUUGUCAUCAAAACUGAGAUUGGCGACAAAAAAGGACAAGCAGUCGACUACGGAAUCCUAGGUCUUGUGUUUCAUUCUCUUGGGCAAUACGACAAGGCUAAAGUGUAUCAUCAAAAAGCGCUUGUCAUCAAAACUGAGAUUGGCGACAGAAAAGGAGAGGCAUCAUGCUACGGAAAUCUAGGUGCUGUGUUUCAUUCGCUCGGGCAAUACGGCAAGGCUAAAGAGUAUCUCCAAAAAGCGCUUGUCAUUAAAACUGAGAUUGGCGACAGAAAAGGAGAAGCAGCCGACUACGGAAUCCUAGGUCUUGUGUUUCAUUCGCUUGGGCAAUACGACAAGGCUAAAGAGUAUCAUCAAAAAGCGCUUGUCAUCAAAACUGAGAUUGGCGACAGAAAAGGAAAGGCAUCAUGCUACGGAAACCUAGGUACUGUGUUUAAGUCGCUCGGGCAAUACGACAAGGCUAAAGAGUAUCAUGAAAAAGCGCUUGUCAUCAAAACUGAGAUUGGCGACAGAAAAGGAGAGGCAUCAUGCUACGGAAACCUAGGUGCUGUGUUUCAUUCACUCGGGCAAUACGACAAGGCUAAAGAGUAUCUCCAAAAAGCGCUUGUCAUCCAAACUGAGAUUGGCGACAGAAAAGGACAAGCAGCCGACUACGGAAUCCUAGGUCUUGUGUUUCAUUCGCUUGGGCAAUACGACAAGGCUAAAGAGUAUCAUCAAAAAGCACUCGUCAUCAAAACUGAGAUCGGCGACAGAAAAGGAGAGGCAUCAUGCUACGGAAACCUAGGUGCUGUGUUUCAUUCGCUCGGGCAAUACGACAAGGCUAAAGACUAUCUCCAAAAAGCGCUUGUCAUCAAAACUGAGAUUAGCGACAGAAAAGGACAAGCAGCCGACUACGGAAUCCUAGGUCUUGUGUUUCAUUCGCUUGGGCAAUACGACAAGGCUAAAGAGUAUCAUCAAAAAGCGCUUGUCAUCAAAACUGAGAUUGGCGACAGAAAAGGAGAGGCAUCAUGCUACGGAAACCUAGGUGCUGUGUUUCAUUCGCUCGGGCAAUACGACAAGGCUAAAGAGUAUCUCCAAAAAGCGCUUGUCAUCAAAACUGAGAUUGGCGACAGAAAAGGACAAGCAUCCGACUACGGAAUCCUAGGUCUUGUGUUUCAUUCUCUUGGGCAAUACGACAAGGCUAAAGAAUAUCAUCAAAAAGCGCUUGUCAUCAAAACUGAGAUUGGCGACAGAAAAGGAGAGGCAUCAUGCUACGGAAACCUAGGUACUGUGUUUCAUUCGCUCGGGCAAUACGACAAGGCUAAAGAGUAUCUGCAAAAAGCGCUUGUCAUCAAAACUGAGAUUGGCGAUAGAAAAGGAGAGGCAUCAUGCUACGGAAUCCUAGGUGCUGUGUUUAAGUCGCUCGGGCAAUACGACAUGGCUAAAGAGUAUCUCCAAAAAACGCUUGUCAUCAAAACUAAGACUGGCGACGGAGAAGGAGAAGCAGCCGACUACGGAAACCUAGGUACUGUGUUUCAUUCGCUCGGGCAAUACGACAAGGGUAAAGAGUAUCAUCAAAAAGCGCUUGUCAUCAGAACUGAGAUAAGCGAUAAGCAAAGGGAGGCGGCAGAUCUUGCAAAUCUUGGAAUUAUGUCCAGAACUGUUGGAAAUUAUGAAGUUUCGGAAGUAUGCUUGGAGAAAGCUUUAUCCAUAUCCAGAGAUAUUGGAGAUAGAAGAGGAGCGUUCCAAAUUCUACAAGAGUACGCCGUAUUGUAUCUUUUUCAAAAUAAAGUCAAAGACUCCCUUUCGUGUCUUCAACUUUGCAUUGAAAAGUACGAGGAGCUGAGAUCUUUCCUGGGCGCCAAUGAUCAGUUCAAAACAUCUUUUCUGGAGCACUCAGGAAUAUUUCCUUACAAGCUGCUUUGUACUCUGCUUUGUGACACCGGAAAAACUCGCGAUGCUCUUUAUGUUGAGGAGUUGGGUCGAGCUAGAGGCCUAUCAGACUUGAUGGCAAAGAAGUACUCGGUUGAAACGCACAUCUCUGCUAAUCCACAAUCUUGGUUUGGCAUUGAAAACAUUUUUAGAAAUAAAAAUAACUGUACUUGUUUGUACAUUUCUUAUUUUCACGAUCAUCUGCAUUUAUGGAUCUUGAAAACGGAUGGAGUCCUUCACUAUAGAAGGAUAUCACCAGAAGAGAUUCUAGUUCAAGCUGGGUUGCCCAAAGACUUGUCUCUGAGUGAAUGUUUGGCUGAUAAUUUCCGGAGUCUUGGUAUUUUGCCCAUUGAAGAUUGUGAAGAUCGGUCUUUAAAUAUGGUUGAAUUGAAACCUCUCUCCCCCGAACAAAAGAGCUCAGCAAGGUUGCGACUCGUGGAGGAGGGUGAGGACGAGAAAGUCAUUUCAAGUCUAUAUUUGUGUUACAAAUUGUUUAUUGCCCCCAUUUAUGAUUUGCUUGAGGAGCCUGAAGUGAUUAUUGUUCCUGACCGCAAUUUGUACAAAGUUCCCUUUGCUGCCCUGAGUGAAAAGGAGGGAGCCGAAUACUUGUCGGAGACUCAUAGGAUCCGUGUCAUUCCUUCUUUGACGACACUCAAGAUCAUUCAAGAUAGUCCAGAAGACUAUCACAGCAACACUGGUGCCUUGAUAAUAGGCAAUCCCAAGGUUGAUGGGCUGCUGCCAUUGCCAGGUGCAAGAAAGGAAGCGGAGAUGGUCGGACGACUGAUGGGUGUUCUGCCCCUGAUUGAAGAGGAAGCAACGAAGCAGGCGGUGCUUGAGCGGAUAAGUUCAGUGAGCCUAAUACAUUUUGCUGCCCAUGGCAACGCCGAAAGGGGAGAAAUUGCCCUUUCCCCCAUUCCUUCUGCCAACAGUGGAAACGCUAUCUUACCACAGGAAGCUUACAUGUUGACGAUGGCUGAUGUCUCACGAGUGAAAGUCAGAGCCAAACUCGUGGUACUUAGCUGCUGUCACAGUGGAAGUGGAGAGAUAAAAGCCGAGGGAGUUAUAGGAAUUGCCCGUGCGUUCUUAGGAUCCGGUGCUCGCUCGGUGUUGGUUGCACUGUGGGCCAUUUCAGACUCAGCAACAGAGAAGCUGAUGAGUCGGUUCUACGAACACCUUGUUGAAGGAGAAAGUGCUAGUGAAUCCCUUCAUCAGGCCAUGAAGUGGAUGAGAAAAAACGGCUUGACCAAUGUGUCUGAGUGGGCUUCGUUUACGCUGAUUGGAGAUGAUGUUAGGCUCGAGUUCACAAACAGAGGUAAGACUCGGUGA